AUGGCUUCUCCUAAUAACUUCAACUUCCCAUUUUUCCCUCCACCACCACACCAACCUUCCCGGCCGCCGCCACCCCCGCCAUCAAAGCCACCUCCGCCAGCCCCAUCACCGGAUAAUCAUACCACUGUCAUAAUCGUUGUGUUUGUUUCAUUUGGUGGUGUUUUGCUCCUUGCAUUUCUUGCUUUUGCUCUCUGUUGUUACAUCAAGAAGAAGAAGAAACAGAAGAAGACAGUUCAAGAAACACAUUUUUUAUGUAUUGAUGAACACCUUAAAGUUAAGGAAGCCAUUGUUGGUGGUCCUAAAGGACCGCAAGCUGUGGUAAUAUCUACCGAGGAUGAUGUCCAUGUUGAAGAAGAAACUGAGAAAAAUGCCAAGUUCGGUGAAGGUUUGCAUGCAAAGAAGGCUGCAGAUCCUACCAUUAUUGACUCUGCAGGAGCAUCUACUUCAGAUAUUGAACAUCAAAAGCUCGAACAUAAGGCAUGA
Messenger RNA from Carica papaya (papaya), 483 nucleotides. RefSeq lists its product as uncharacterized. The record is from RefSeq and is a predicted model, not a curated record. NCBI's taxonomy places the organism in Eukaryota, Viridiplantae, Streptophyta, Magnoliopsida, Brassicales, Caricaceae. Gene Ontology annotation, biological process: plant-type secondary cell wall biogenesis.